Aspergillus vadensis CBS 113365 is the source of this 1413-nucleotide messenger RNA. RefSeq lists its product as uncharacterized. The transcript has 2 exons. Gene Ontology annotation, biological process: vacuolar proton-transporting V-type ATPase complex assembly. NCBI's taxonomy places the organism in Eukaryota, Fungi, Ascomycota, Eurotiomycetes, Eurotiales, Aspergillaceae. The record is from RefSeq and is a predicted model, not a curated record. Gene Ontology annotation, cellular component: endomembrane system. Bases 80 to 1072 code for a protein of 330 amino acids.
AUUCUUACUUUCUCUUAAUCAACUUCACCUCGCACAAAUAUACAAACAACAUGUUAUAAAGAUAUAUAACAUCUCCGCAAUGGUCCUCCUAACAACAACACCCUCCAUUCUCUCCGCCAUCGAGGCCCUCCCUUCUACCUCGCGACAUGACUUCUCCCUCCCCGAUACCUUGAAUCUAGAGGACCCGAUUUCCCACGACCAAUUAAUCAAGAUAGCUCGAUACUUCCGACAAAAACCUACCACAGACUCUUCACCUUCUACUGAUGGAAGCAAAACCCUGAACUCCCUCCUCCGCGGAACAAAAGUCUACGUCCCUCCUCCGCCCAAGAAACCCGAGCCGUCACCUGAAUAUCUCGCCCUCAAAGCGCGCCUUCUCGCCGCCGCCGAAACAGACGCCUACAACCGCAUGACCUCCUCCUCAUCCUUCACCUCACCCGGUUUCUUCCCUACAUCCUCCAGAACCCCAGCAGCAACGAAACCCUCAAUCUUCACCUCCUCAACACCCACCCUCGAAGCACUACACAACAGGCAUAAUCCCAACAAUGAUGAUGACAAUGACGCAGACCCCCUCACUCCCGGCCUCGUGCUCAACAUCUUCCUCUCCGUCCUGAUCACCGGGUUCAGCGUGUACUGGGCGCUGCGGAGUUUCCGGUCCCCGGAGAUGCUGGUGUCUACUGUGGCGAGGGUGUGGAGGGGGAAGGGGACAGGACAGGGGGUCUCGGAGUCGGUAAAGGUGUUGGUGUCGUUGGCGGCGGCGGUGGUGGUGGGCGUGGCGGAGGUGAUGAUUUAUGCGAUUUAUUUGAGGAAGGUGGAGGUUGCGAGGGGGAGGGAGAGGAGGGUGAAGGAGAGGAAGGUGGUUGUGGGGAGUGAGAGGGUUGGUGGGGGGAUGAGUAGGGAGGGUGGUGAGGGUGGAGGUAAUGGGCAGAGGGUUGGGGAGGGGGAUAGGGAGGAGGAGGUUAUUUGGGGUAGAGGGGUGAAUGGAGGGUUGAGGAGGAGGGUGAGGGAGAAGUGGGAGGAGAAAGAGAAGGAUAUGGAUGCGGAUAAGAAUCAGCAGAGGGAUAAGAGUGAGUGAAGAGCGUAUGCUGUUAGGGUUGACGGUGUACUAUUAUAUGUAGUAUAUAUUACUGUAUAAUGACAAUGAUGGACAUAUGCACUAUGGUUGGUAAGAUUGUAUCAAUAAGAAUCUGUGCUAACUACUUCUCAAGCAAUAUCAAUCAUCCUCUCGCUCAAGCUCAGCAACUCUCUCCAUAGCAUCAUCCCCCAUAUUCCCCGAAAACUCCCUGAACAUCAAAUUAGCCUCGCAGUAUUCUGGAUCCUCGAAAGUCGUAUUAAGCCACUUCAGCAUAUCCUCCCACGCCUUGGGCAUAACACACUCGGUUAUCAGCGGCUCGCCAGAUGAAUAGCAGUUGCACC